AUGUCUCCUCUCAUGCCUCUAUUGUUAACCCCCUUGCUGUCUCCACACAUUGCCUCCACUGCUGCUCCCCUAGCUAUCUCCUCUCCUGCCUCUCCUGCCUCUCCUGCUGCCCCCCUUGCUGUGUCCACUCAUGCCCCUACUACUGGCCCCCCUGCUGCCACCAAUGCUCUCUCCCCUGCUGCCUCACCCUUUGACACCCAUGCUGUCUCCACUCCUGCUUCUCCUGUAACUCCCCUGCUACCUCUCCUGCUAACUCCCCUGCUACCUCCCCUGCUGCCUCCAAUGCUGCCUCCACUACUGCCUCCACUACUGCCACCCAUGCUACCUCCAAAACUAUCUCACACAUCCCUUCCAUCCUCUCCUGCCACCAUCCACGCUGGCUCCAAGGCUGCUGCUGGAUUUCUUGAUGCCUUUCCUGCUGCCUCCCCUUGUUGCCUCCCCUUCUGCGGCCCUUGUCCUGCCAGCUGGGCCGUCCUUUGGUAUGCCUCGAACCUAGACGAGUGUACAUAG
Messenger RNA from Closterium sp. Naga37s-1, 510 nucleotides. The record is from the annotation of a GenBank genome assembly. Lineage: Eukaryota; Viridiplantae; Streptophyta; Zygnematophyceae; Desmidiales; Closteriaceae.